This is a messenger RNA of Brassica rapa (field mustard), 5837 nucleotides long. Its product is annotated as protein terminal ear1 homolog. Gene Ontology annotation, molecular function: RNA binding. NCBI's taxonomy places the organism in Eukaryota, Viridiplantae, Streptophyta, Magnoliopsida, Brassicales, Brassicaceae. The record is from RefSeq and is a predicted model, not a curated record.
UAAAAAUUAAAAUUUUCAAAACAAAAAGGUGCUAUUUUAGUCAUUUUAUUUUUUGAGUGUUGUUUUUGUGACAAUAACUUAAAAAGUCUAUUUGAGAGAAUUGCCUUAAAAAAAUCAUUUACUCCUUAUGUUCCUAAAUGUAGGAUGUUUCAAAAAAAAAAACAUUGAUGUUCAGGAACAGAGGAGUAUAUACCAGUGUAUUAUUUCUUAGAAACAUAAUAGUCCACUUACUAACUAAAAUGAGAAUUAAAAAUGAUCACAUAUUGUAAAUUUAAAAUAACAACAGGGUUGGAUUUUUUUUUUUUUACUAUAGGGUUUUGUGGGUUUGGUUUUGAAUUUCAGUUUGGAUAAAUCAAUUUCGUUUAUUGUAAAACUAAAAGUAAACUAUAACCGAGUUUUUGGUUCAAUUCCGAAAUAAAUAUAUACAUGUCGAUUAACAAUGAUAAAGUAAGAAGAUUUAGAAUUAUGGAAAGAAAGAAAACAAUCAAAGAAUAGUGAUGCCUAAAAGAGAUUCCAUAGCAAUGUCACAAAACGAUUUUUCUUAUAUUUUGACCAUAACUUGGUUUGAGUCUUUGACAUUGUACGGUUGCCAAGAAGAAUCAUAUUUGUACAACAAAUAAGAAAAAUAAACUGAAGCAAACGUGGUAAGCAAGAAGUUGUAUUACUUUAGUAAUUUUUUUACCUGGUAAUAUAAACGAAGGACAAGAAUCAAGAUUAUGGUUUUGGUCGUUGGUUUUGAGGAGUCUUCUUCUCGAACCGAGAUUUUCAUGCACGUGUGUUUGGUCACUACUUCGUGUUUAACAACACUUUCUUCACCAUACCAAUAUCCGCAUAAAACAAACAUUUUUUCUUUUUUGAAAAAAGGCUUUCUAACAUAAAACAAAAAUUAUUUGUUAAAACACACAAAAUGAUUGCUUUUAAAUCCUUGAUCAUCUAUCAUUAAACCUUUUUGUUUUAUUAUAAUAAGCAAUAUGCAUUUUAGUUUUAUGUCUUGUGAAUAAAUGUGUAAUGUAACCCAUAAUCGCUAAACGUACCCUCAAAGACUUAAAAGAGUUACAUAUGCUACUUAUCACAAAUAUCGAUUGGCUUUUUUUUUGGUCAAACAAAUAUCGAUAAGCUAUCUUCAAUUUGUUUGAUGAGUGUGUGUGUUUGUAGAAUUGCCAUUUAAGACUAUUUGCUAAAAUUAUGUAACAAAGGUUACGACUCUAGCUAACUAUUGCCGUUCUCAAAUGUUCUACAGAUUAGAGGUUGUAAAUAACUUACAUACUCCAUCUGUUUUUUAAUGUUACAUAUUCUAGUAUUUUCACACAUUUUAAUAAAACACAUUAAAUUUACAUAAUUUUUUGUGUUUAUCUUUGUUCCAUAAUUUUAAGCUAAUAAAAAUUCAGUACAAUUAAAUUUUUUGAAAUUUGUAAUUAGUUAAUAAAACAUGUCUUGAAAAUGUAAAAAAUAGAUUUUUUUUAAAACAAUUUUUUUUCUAAAAUAUAUAAUAUUAAGGAACAGAGUGAGUAUAUAUCAAAAAAUAAAAAAAUGGUCCAUGAUUUAUUUUUUACGUUUGUUUUUCCUUCACUGCAAGUUUUUCUAUUCACAGUUUCGAAUAUUUUUUUUUUAAAACAGUUCACAAAGGAUUAACCCAGGUACUCAGUAUUCCUGCCUCGUAAACCAAGAACCCAAGCCUACAAAAAGUGAGUAGGGGUACUAAGGUAACUUCAGCAAAAUGAUAGUAUAAUCCAUUUAUUUAAAAACAACAGUCAUUUUCGAGAAACAUAAAUGCGCUUAUAAAUUGGAAAGACAUAAAGAAAUAAAACAAAAUAAACAUUUGUUCUCUUCCACUGUCUUGUCUAAUGUCUGUAGAGUAAAGAGAUAGAGCCGACGUUACAGUUAUCUCUCUCUUCUCUCUCACACGAUCAAGAAAACUUUCACGUUCACCGGAGAAAACUAUUACUCCUGUAAGAAAACAAUUAAAGACCUAUUCAAAUGGAAAAUUUUAGAGCUUUUCCUUUCGCCGGGAAUCUAGACCCUCGAGCUCAAGAGUUCGUACCACUAAACCCUAUGUCUUCACGUUUUCACUUUCCGUACACUUCUCUCCCGCCGCCGCCGCUGCCUCCACCUCCUCCGUCGUACGGACUAUCUCCAUCGGAUCCAAGAAUGUUCACGUUCUUUAAUAUCCCACCACAUCCGAUGAUGUUUCCUCCUGCUCCUCAUCCUCCACCUCCACCACCACCACCACCUCGUCCCUGGUUUAACGGUUUUUCAGCUGUUCAACGGCCAUCUCCGCCGUCGAACUCGCCGACGCGAUCACUUUCUCUGAUCUACGUACCGCGUGACGUCACCGAGUCUACGGUGAGACGUGACUUGGAGGUGUUCGGCGACGUGCGUGGCGUGCAGAUGGAGAGAAUCUCGGAAGGAGUCGUGACCGUCCAUUUCUACGAUCUCCGUGGCGCUAAAAGAGCUGUUCGAGAGUUUUGCGGUAGACACAUGCAGCACCAAGAAAGGCUCGGUAGCAGCAGUGGAGGUGGAAGCGUUUGGAGAUCACCUUCUUCAUCGGCGCGUGGGUUUGUUUCUGGUAGACCUGUGUGGGCCCACUUUGUAGUUCCGGAUACAAACGCCGUACCCGGCGGUUGUAACCAAGGAACGUUGGUGAUAUUUAACCUAGACCCCGAAGUCUCUUCCAUUGCUCUCAGACAGAUUUUCCAAGUUUACGGUUCGAUCAAAGAGUUGAGAGAGACACCAUACAAGAAACAUCAAAGAUUCAUCGAGUUUUACGAUGUAAGAGAUGCAGUGAAUGCGUUUGACCGAAUGAAUAGUGAAGAAAUUUAUGGGAAGCAAGUUGUGAUCGAAUUUAGCCGACCAGGUGGGCUUAAGAACAAGUUCACGCCAUUUAGGCAACCGCAGUUACCGUUUCAGCCGCGACCAGUUUUAUUGACUCCUCCUUUGAAGCAGUCUGUUAUUCUGACCAAUGGUAAAAGCAAGAAUGUGAGCCCUAAUAAUGGAGUUGAUGUUGUUGAAGCUUCUAUGCGUUCGUUGUGUGACAUCGAUGAUGAAGCAGAACCUGAAACAAAGAGCAAGAACGUGGCUAAGUUGGGGAGGAAAAAGCAGAUGAAGAGCAUGGAACUAAGUCAGUUUCUUAUCAGUGAAGAAACAAUGAAUGAUCCAAGUUGCAGAGAUCCACGUACCACUUUGAUGAUAAAGAACAUACCAAACAAGUACAGUCAAAAGCUGCUGUUGAAUAUGCUGGAUAAUCACUGCAUUCACAUCAACGAAGCUAUCACCGAGGAGGAGAGGGACGAACACAAAGCUCAUCAUGAUCAGCCAAUUUCUUCUUAUGAUUUCGUGUAUCUCCCGAUGGAUUUCAACAACAAGUGCAAUGUUGGUUAUGGAUUUGUGAACAUGACAUCCCCGGAGGCAGCUUGGAGGCUUUACAAGGCGUUUCAUCGCCAGCGUUGGGAGAUUUUUAAUUCGCAUAAGAUUUGCCAAAUCACAUAUGCGAGAGUUCAGGGUUUGGAGGAUCUAAAGGAACACUUCAGGAGCUCAAGGUUUCCGUGCGAGGCCGAACUGUACCUUCCGGUGGUUUUUUCGCCUCCACGAGACGGGAAGCAGUUAACGGAACCUGUUUCUAUCAACAUCAACGACUGCACCGGGCUCAAUAAUAUUCAUCAUCUCGAGCCUAUUGACGGUCCAGAUCACUCUGUGGGUGGUUCAUGUUGCGGUAGUGACAAUGAUAACAGUCAGGAAGAUGGAUUAUCCGGCAAUAACAUAGAUGGUGGACGGAGUUUCACGGUGGUAGGAGCGACAUCUUUCUAGAAGUUGUUUGUAAUGUAAACCAUAAAUAUAUGAAAGUGUAAUUAGACAAAUCAUGUUGUUUAUGUUUUAUGCGUGUUAUGUUGUCUCAUUCUAAAUUAUAUUUUCGACGCGAUUUACUUAUCAAGCAAAGUUCUGAAAAGUGAUAGUUUGGGUGAAUGUCUGAAUGAGCAAAGUAACAAUGAAUUCCAACUUGUUAUUUUUCUAAAACUUUUUGCAUGCGGAAUCGUCAAUAUAUUUUGUAGUCAUAUUUUCUCUCUUGGAUAGUGUGAUGUAGGAUGGCAUAAUAUGACUAAAUUUUAUUAAAUUUAAGAAUAAAACUUGCAUCAAAUGAUGUCAUUGGAGCUAAGAAUAACAAUUACAACAUGUUGUUUUCAAACACUCUAAUUUUUUGUUUGGUUACAAUUGAGAAUAUGUCCAUAACACAACCUAUUUGUUGAUAUUUAUUUUACAAAAUGAAUUCAUGGUUAUAUAAUAUAUAUCAAAUGAUGUUAAACGUCAUAACCUUAUUGUUUCUUGUAGGACAAAUGAUUAAGAAAUUAAUAAUAUUAUGUCAUUAAAAUUCAUUAUUUUUAAAUGAUAAGGUGGAAAAUGGGUGGUAAACUAGAAAUGGUUGACCUAGGGUAAGAGUUCCUUUUCAGGCAAAGAUACUAGUCUUUGUUCUAGUGUUUAUAGCUGUCUUAUUCAGUGACCUGCUGAAAGGGACAGCAGAUAACUCUGUGCUAGUGAUGAUCACAAUCUGUAUUUCCCUCUGGUUCGUGGGGUUUCGACACGUGUUGAUAUCUUCACCGUUCGUAUCGUUCAUGGCAGAGUUGAUAGGGAUCGUUGACUACAAGUUGUAAGUUGUAAGUUGUAAGUUGUAACCUUCUGAUGUAUAUUUGCUAAUUUUUUAUUAUUUUAAAGCCUUUUUAGAGUGACGAAAAAGAACAAUGCAAUCCAAGUAGAAUUGGAAAUCAUGCUAUUUUAGAUUUAUUGGGUCUGUAAAUUUUUUUAAAAUCCAUCCACUUAGAAUUGAAGAUCAUUUUAACUUCUCUGUGUGUUUGGUUGGUAUAAAUGUUAUACCAAAUCCAACAACACAAAUUCAUUUAUUUUCUGGAAAAAAACACAAAUGAUGUUCCAAAAAAGACCAGCCAAGGUCAACCAGGAUUGAGGAUUUUGACAUGGCCUUGUCGUUUAAACAUAUGUUAACAAUCUAAUGAUAUAAAUUGAAAUUCAAGGUCAUAAGAGAUAUUUCCAGUGGAUUUCACAAUUACAAAGAAAAAUCUAUCAAUCAUAAGUAAAAUUUUAAUUUAAGAAAAUAUAUUUUUGUUUGUAAUCCAUGUUCACCUAAUGAAUUGUCUUUUUUUUUCAUUUCUGCUCUUUCUCAAAUGCACUAGUAAUAUGAUAAAGGCGGCCCACAAGAAAAUCCAAAUUGAAUAUAAUCCUUUUAACAAUAUGGGCCUAUAAUCAUAAGGCCCAUUAACGACAUUACCCUAAUCUCUCUCUCUCGCUAUAAGAGCAAGAUCCUCUAUGAUCAUUAAUCCUUCAAGUCCCAGUCAAGCCGCCUUCUUCCUCUUUCAUAUGUUCAUCUGUUUUCAAUAAUUUUGUUGUGUUUUCGUUUGUGGUAAUUGAGAAUCACUCGCUUUCGAAAGGCGUUGCGCUCUUCGUGUUGGGAUUCAGUUUCCCUGAAGGGCGUGUCACCGGAAGCGUACAUUCAAAACCUUCAAUUCGAUCGAUAGGGAUGUGUUAUUCGGAUUCGUUCGAAUUAACAAACCUCGAUUCCGUUGGCUUAUAUUCCAAAUUCGCCGUCGAUUUAUCGUUUUGAGAAAUUUCGAAUUUUAAAUUAAUUAAUUUUUGGAAAUGGAUUGGGUUUGGGGAUAAGGAUUUGCUUCAUAAUGGUGAACUCUCUUAGAUUAUAAAAAAGUGAGAGAUGUUCAAGUUUCCGGAGCAAAGAUCAAUUUGGCCAGAAUUAAACAGCUCUGUGUUUUUCUCUUCAAUGUUCACAGUGUUACCUGUCUUCUGGUAUAUUCCUUAUUUUAUUACCAACUUAUCCCAUC